This is a messenger RNA of Cavia porcellus (domestic guinea pig), 1459 nucleotides long. It is a transcript of the gene Gpr18, whose product is annotated as G protein-coupled receptor 18. Lineage: Eukaryota; Metazoa; Chordata; Mammalia; Rodentia; Caviidae. The transcript has 3 exons. The record is from RefSeq and is a predicted model, not a curated record. Gene Ontology annotation, cellular component: plasma membrane. Bases 339 to 1346 code for a protein of 335 amino acids. Gene Ontology annotation, biological process: phospholipase C-activating G protein-coupled receptor signaling pathway; positive regulation of Rho protein signal transduction. Gene Ontology annotation, molecular function: G protein-coupled receptor activity.
UCAAAGAGCACUUCCUGAAAGUGGCAGAGAAGCAAUUACAGGCAGCUCCUCUACCAACGACUACCUCUGAGACAUCCUUCAAAGCAGCAAGCGAGCUUAGCACCAAAGAAACAGCAUUUCUGAAAUGCACCAUUUCCAGACAGAGAUACUUUAACACAAACAACUCAGAACUCUCUCUUUUACGGAACUGGGUAUACCACAAAAUGCUCACUUCUACGACAGCCCUCUGACCGGUGAAGAAUGCUGCCCAAUUUCACACUACAGAAGAGAAUCAUGAAGAAAGGCAUAUUCGUUGGGAGGAAAGGUUCUGAGUAUCAUGACCAUCAGCAAGCUCUAAGAUGACUACCCCAAGCAACCCAGACCAACCUGUCUCCUCCAACAGCUCACAUCCAGACGAAUUUACAACCGCCGCCCUUGUUUUCUACAGCUGUAUCUUCAUAAUCGGAUUAUUUGUUAAUGUCACCGCACUAUGGGUGUUCAGUUGCACCACCAAGAAGAGAACCACCGUCACCAUCUAUAUGAUGAACGUGGCACUACUGGACUUAAUAUUCAUACUGACUUUGCCCUUCAGAAUGUUUUACUAUGCAAAAGGUGAAUGGCCGUUUGGAGAAUACUUUUGCCACAUCCUGGGGGUUCUCGUGGUGUUUUACCCAAGCAUUGCUCUGUGGCUUUUCGCUUUUAUUAGUGCCGACAGAUACAUGGCGAUUGUGCAGCCAAAGUACGCCAAAGAACUGAAAAACACGUGGAAAGCGGUGUUCGCCUGUGUAGGAGUCUGGAUAAUGACCCUGACCACCACUGUCCCCCUGCUCCUACUCUAUGAAGACCCAGACAGGGCCUCCUCCCCAGCUACCUGCCUGAAGAUCUCUGACAUCAUCCACCUAAAAGCCGUCAAUGCACUCAACUUCACUAGACUGGUAUUUUUCUUCUUGACCCCUCUGUUCAUCAUGAUUGGGUGCUACCUGGUCAUCAUCCACAGUCUGCUCCGCGGCAGGACGUCCAAGCUGAAGCCCAAGGUCAAGGAGAAGUCCAUCAGGAUCAUCAUCACUCUCCUGCUGCAGGUGCUCAUCUGCUUCACGCCUUUCCACAUCUGCUUUGCCCUCCUGAUGCUGGACGGGGAAGACAACAGCUACAGCCCCUGGGGCGCCUUCACCACCUUCCUCAUGAACCUCAGCACUUGCCUGGACGUGAUUCUCUACUACAUCGUGUCCAAACAGUUCCAAGCGCGCGUCAUCAGCGUCAUGCUGUACCGCAACUACCUCCGCAGCGUGCGCAGAAAAAGCUUCCGCUCCAGCUUCCGCUCCGGGAGUUUAAGAUCGCUCAGCAACAUCAACAGUGAAAUGCUAUGACCCGAAGAAGGUGGUUUCUCUUCUCUUUAAAAUUCGUCCUUCAACUGCUGUAGGGUUAGUGGAGAUUCUGGGUGACAUUAUCGAGUUUAUCUAAAUAAACUUUGAAAAACUCA